Messenger RNA from Protopterus annectens (West African lungfish), 1675 nucleotides. RefSeq names its product tetraspanin 2 (gene TSPAN2). NCBI's taxonomy places the organism in Eukaryota, Metazoa, Chordata, Ceratodontiformes, Protopteridae. The record is from RefSeq and is a predicted model, not a curated record. The transcript is spliced from 8 exons. Bases 519 to 1172 code for a protein of 217 amino acids. Gene Ontology annotation, cellular component: membrane.
AACCAGGAGCUACGUUUUGCUACAAUCUUUACAGUUUUUGAAAAAUAAGAUGUAGCAGCAUAUCGUGAGAGAGUACGUAAUCACAGUAGAGUUGUUUACAAAUAAUAAACCCGAAGAGUGACUUCAUUGAUAGAUAUAUAUUCAUUCAUAGGUGGAAGUGUUUAACAUUUAUAGCAGAGGGAAUUCUUCAGCCGCCAGGUUGUAUUGUUGGAAACACCUAAACGUGCCCCACGCGGCCACAUCUAUUUUCCAGUCAGCCAUCACAACUGUUACUGUGCCCUUUGCAGGCGUGCCCGCCCAGACUGAGUAUUAGCGGAAGAAUUGAGGUAGACCGUGCAGUGGGAGUAUUAUCUUCGACCAGCUGCUGAAGUUUAGUUUCAUUCUUCUUAUCCACUCUCUGCGACUGGGGUGCAAAGUUUGACUUUUAUACGAUUGUAGUAAAGUCGGGGCGACCCAUUCUCUGCACUCUACAAAACCGUUUUCUCUGCUGUAGCGUUGUGAUUUAACAACUCACGGACAUGGGGUCACUCUCAGGAGGCAUGAGCUGCAUCAAAUACCUCUUGUUUUUCUUCAAUUUUAUUUUUUGGCUUGCAGGAAGUGCAGUCUUUGCAAUUGCCCUUUGGCUUCGUCUUGACAAGGAUGCAUCCAGUUUAUCUGGUGGCUCUUCAGUCUCUAUUUUUAUUGGAGAGUACAUUCUGAUGGGAUGUGGAGGACUUAUGAUGCUGGUCGGCUUUUGCGGAUGUUGUGGUGCGGUGCAGGAGUCCCAGUGUUUACUUGGAACAUUUUUUACUUGCCUGUUGAUUAUUUUUGCUGCAGAAGUAGCUGCUGGAGUUUAUGGAUUUCUGAACAAAGAUGAGGUUGUGUCCUUGGUUAAAGAUACGUAUAAAGUUAUUCAGGAUGAGUACAUCACUGGCAAAGACAAUGACACAUUGCCAGCAGUCCACAAAUCAUUUAAUUGCUGUGGAGAUGGAAUAAACAUUAGCAAAAUCAACGACACAUGCCCUGAUAAUGGAAAGACACAUGACUGUAACACGAAAAUUGAAGAGAGUUUGAACAAAAAAAUGCACAUCAUUGGUGUAGUAGGGCUAGGAAUCGCAGGCAUUAUGAUCUUUGGCAUGAUAUUCAGCAUGCUUCUGUGUUGUGCAAUUCGCAAUUCAAGAGAUGUAAUAUAAGAACGAGUUCCUGUCUAAAGCUGGAUCUUCAGCAGGCAGUUCAGUUCUUGCAGAAUACUGUAUAUCUAGUAUGUUAAGUUCAGUGUAUUGCCCAUAACUGUUUUAAAACAAGUGCAUCUAUAUCAAAUGUUUGAAAAAUAAGUAUAAUGUGUUUAAAAUGGUUCAUUCACAAGUAAGAUGCAUUUUUUUAGUGUUUGUAAGUUCAGAAAAGUAAUGGACAGAUAUUUGUACAUGAUUUUAUGCAAUAAUGUUAUAAAGUACCAUAACUGAAUUGACUGCUUUGUUUGUACUUUUUGUAAGUGCCUUUACAACCAGUAAAAUGUAAUAGUACUGUAAAAAUGAAGUGUACAUUCAAAUCUUGUUUGUAGAACUGAUGCAGGGUCCUCCUAAACUCCAGACCCAAUGUUUAUUAAUCAUGAAGUGCAUUACUGUAUGCUUGCAUGCUGGAAACCUAAAUAUUAUCCUUUUUAUUAUUAAAAUUAUAAGUAAAUGUGUAAAAGAAA